Molecule: messenger RNA, 1233 nt
Organism: Miscanthus lutarioriparius
Lineage: Eukaryota; Viridiplantae; Streptophyta; Magnoliopsida; Poales; Poaceae
Source: the annotation of a GenBank genome assembly
AUGGCGGCGACCACGGCCGCGGCUGUGCGUUGGCUCUGCGCGACCGCCGAGGUGCGGUCUGCUCUGGCGGUGCUCGCCCGCGGGACGAAGUCCGGCGACGCGGAGCUGGACGUGGCCGCGUGCACCGCGCUGGUCCACGGCUGCUGCCAGAGCGGCGACGUCGCGGAGGCACGCAGAGUGUUCGACGUAAUGCCGCGCUUGGGCGUGCCCCCUAACGAGGUCACGUACACAGCGUUGAUCCACGGCUACUUCGUCCGCGGACACAGAGAGAUGGGUUUGUCCUUGUUUGAGGAGAUGAGGAGAGGUGGAGUCGAGCCGAACCUCUACACCUACAACUGCUUGAUCGGGGAAUGGUGCAGGACAGGGGAGUUCAAGAGCGCCCGACUACUAUUCGACGAAAUGCCUGUGAAGGGUGUCGUGCGUAAUGUUGUCAGCUACAACAUCCUGAUUGCAGGCCUAUGCAGGCACGGCAAGCUGAAAGAUGCCGCCCAACUGUUUGAAGCGAUGAGAAGGGAGGGUAUCCGUCGAAGCAUGGUGACGUUCAAUCUUCUAAUUGAUGGCUAUGGCAAGGCUGGGAAGAUGUCUAAUGCCUUACAUUUCUUCAAUCAGAUGAAGGCAGCAGGUCUGCAACCUAGUGUGGUGACAUACAAUGAGCUUAUUGGUGGAUUCUGUCGUGUUAGAGAUAUAGCCCGGGCAAUCAGGGCUUUCUCAGACAUGAGGGAGCGCGGUUUGGCACCCACAAAAGUGACGUACACCAUACUCAUUGGUGCAUUUGCUAAGGAAAAUGAAAUGGACAGGGCAUUCGAGAUGCUUUCAGAGAUGGAGAAGGCUGGGUUGGAAGUGGAUGUGCAGAGUUAUGGUGUUCUCCUGCAUGCGCUCUGCAUGGAAGGGAAGAUGAUGCAUGCCAGGAAACUGUUUCAGUCAAUGGAUUCGAAAGGUGUCAAACCGAAUAGUGUGUUAUAUGACAUGAUGAUCUACGGAUAUGGGCGGGAAGGGAGCUCAUAUAAGGCUUUGAGAUUGAUCAUGGAAAUGAGGAAGGGUGGAUUGAUUCCGAAUGUUGCUAGCUAUUGCCUAACGAUCCGUCUUCUCUGCAAUGAAGGGAAGUGCCAGGAAGCUGAGGCUUUGAUUGGUGAUAUGGAGCAUGCUGGUUUGCAAACAAGUGAAUCCAUCUGUAGAGUACUAUUCGAUGCUAAGGCAAGAUUGCAUAGUUCUACUGAUGACCCUUUUACUUAA